Molecule: messenger RNA, 1179 nt
Organism: Cydia amplana
Lineage: Eukaryota; Metazoa; Arthropoda; Insecta; Lepidoptera; Tortricidae
Product: lipase 1-like
Exons: 1
Molecular function (GO): hydrolase activity, acting on ester bonds
Source: RefSeq, a predicted model, not a curated record
AUGGAGAUAGCCAUCAAAAGUCUAAUAUUAUGCGCCAUCUUGUUGAAUAUUUGCAUCCCAACAAACGCCAUUCUGCGCAAUUCUUUACCAGAAGACGGAAAACUUAAUUUUACUGAACUUGGUGUAAAAUACGGACAUUCUGUUGAAGAGCAUGAUGUAAUCACUGAAGACGGAUACAUAUUAACCAUGUUUCACAUAAAAGGAAAAAGAAGAAAGCCUAUUUUUGUAUUCCAUGGAAUUGCUGAUACUGCAGAUAUAUUUAUUAUUCGAGGGAAGACAUCUUUGGUGAUAGCUUUAGCAAAUGCAGGGUACGACGUCUGGGUAGGGAAUGCGAGAGGAAACAAAUAUGGCCGAAGACAUGUAAAGUUAGACGCUGAUAAAGACCUUAAUUUUUGGGACUUUAGUCUCCAUGAAAUUGGUGUUUACGAUAUCCCUGCUAUGAUAGAUUAUAUUCUACAACACACUGGAGAAAAAAAGCUACAAACCAUCGGACACUCGCAAGGGACGACAACGCAGUACGUACUGUUGUCGAAGCGACCAGAGUACAAUGAGAAAAUUGAAUUGUUUAUUUCUUUAGCCCCUGUGGCAUUUUUGACUGACUUAAGCCCACCAGUGUCGACCAUUGCGCAAUUUGGACCUACCCUAGCAGAAGCAUUCAAAUCUAUAGGCGUGGAACACGUGUUUCCUGAAAAAUCACCCGUGACUAACUUUGUAAGGUCAGUUUGCAGUCAAGACGUAUUCAGUUACGAAAUAUGCUUUUUGCUAUCCGGUUUUUAUUUGGUUGGGUUUGAUACAAAACGUUUUGAACCGGAGUUCUUAAAAGUAUUUAUAGGACACUAUCCUGGUGGGACUUCAAGGAAGAAUUUAAUGCAUGUCAAUCAGUUUGUGUUGAGCAAAAGGUUUUGUGAAUUUGACUAUGGACCUAAUGGAAACUUAGAUCACUAUGGUUAUCUUGUGCCUCCGGACUAUAAUUUAUAUAAAGUCACCACAAAAGUUGCGUUGAUAGUUGGUGAAAAUGAUGCGCUAUCUAAGGUAAAAGACGUAGAAAUACAACGAACAAUUUUACCUAACAUAGUGUAUUACCAUGUAAUGGAAGACAAAGAUUGGAAUCAUAUAGACUUUACUGUGGGCAAUGAUAUGAACGUUACCCUAUUUCCAUUUAUAUUUAAAUUAUUAGAU